AGCCUGUUCAGAAGCCAUGAGCAGGGAAAAGCCGGUGAGAGUCAGCGCAGGCCAGAGAGGCUGGAGAGAAACCAGCCAGGGGAAAACGGGGAUAAAUCCAUUAACUGUCAGGGAAUUCACAAGGACCUCAAGGAAGCCACAGCCCAGCAGAGACUCCCCACAGGAGAGAGAAACAACACAUGCACUGAGUGUGGGAAAACCUUCAGUUGCCGCUCUGGCCUUAUUAAGCAUCAGAGAAUCCACACAGGGGAGAGACCCUACGAAUGCGGUGAGUGCGGGAAAAGCUUCAGCAACAGCUCAGCCCUUGUUACGCAUCGGAGAACCCACACGGGAGAGACGCCCUACGAGUGCCGGGAGUGUGGGGAAAACUUCACUCGGAGCUCCAACCUUAUUAUGCACCAGCGAAUCCAUACGGGAGAGAGACCCUACGAAUGCUAUCAGUGCGGGAAAACCUUCGCUCGGCGGUCAAACCUGAUUAGACAUCAGAGGAUCUAUAUAGGCAAGGGUCCCUAUAUAUGCGCCGAGUGUGGGAAAACUUUCCAUCAGAGCUCGGCCCUUGUUUAUCAUCAGAGAAUCUGCAAAGGAGAUCAACACUGCGAAAACCCUGGCAAAAGGCGGGGGGGUGGGGGUUGUUUUUUUUUGGUCCUCUAA
This is a messenger RNA of Chelonoidis abingdonii (Abingdon island giant tortoise), 651 nucleotides long. RefSeq lists its product as uncharacterized. NCBI's taxonomy places the organism in Eukaryota, Metazoa, Chordata, Testudines, Testudinidae. Gene Ontology annotation, biological process: regulation of transcription by RNA polymerase II. The record is from RefSeq and is a predicted model, not a curated record. Gene Ontology annotation, molecular function: RNA polymerase II cis-regulatory region sequence-specific DNA binding; DNA-binding transcription factor activity, RNA polymerase II-specific.